Messenger RNA from Aplosporella prunicola CBS 121167, 1557 nucleotides. RefSeq lists its product as uncharacterized. NCBI's taxonomy places the organism in Eukaryota, Fungi, Ascomycota, Dothideomycetes, Botryosphaeriales, Aplosporellaceae. The record is from RefSeq and is a predicted model, not a curated record. The transcript is spliced from 2 exons. The coding region runs from base 1 to 1557 and encodes 518 amino acids.
AUGCCUUACCGUUCUCCCUUCGAUUUCAGCGACGUCAACAGCAAUGACAGCUUUCAUACCGCGCUGAGCAUCCGGAACCCAAGUGCAGACGAAGUGCGGGUAGCCCGCGCCGCAUCCAUCGCCUACAUGCGCAGGGCGAUGGAAACCAUGCUAUUCCAACUGGAUUUUGACCAAGCAUCCUGGCUUGCAGGGUACACUGGCAACACCGGACCGACGGCAACAGUUGCCGACAUGUACGCUGUGCUUGACGCCCUCAUGACGCAAAGAGCCAUUGCCCAAGAUGCCUGGCUGGCAGAGCGCACUGCCAACACUGGACCGACAGCUGAUGACCCCGUGGCAAGUGGGCAGUCCGAACCUCCAAGGCGUAAUGAGACGCCUGCCAAUCAACAAGCGCCUGCGGCUCAGGCUCCUCCAUCACGGACUCCAGUGCCUGAGGCACCCGCUCCUCCUCCUCAGGCCCCGGCUCCACAGGCACCCACAUCUCGGGCUCAGGCUCCCACUGCUCAGGCUCCAGUUGCUCGGGCUCAGUCUUCCGCUCCAGCAUCUCAGGAUCGUCCCUCUGCUGCGGCGAACACAUCUGCGGGAGCCUCACGCAACGAUCGGCCAGAGACCCAAGUCGCCGCUCCGCCUUCCCAGCCUCCAACCGGCACACAGACCCGUGCACCAACUGGAGCCGCAACUGGGGGUGCAACUUCGCAACGCGGUGGGAGCUCUGCCCCACAAGACAGCACCAGGACUCAGCAACCCGAGGAUGUUCCCAUCUUCGACAAAUCCAGAUGGGCGGAACUUCGUAAGCGGAACCCAACUCUUCCGAAUUACAGGAGCACGGAGAACCUCGGAAAGCGGGAGGAGCGAGACACAGACCUGUGGAUAGGAGCCAGGUUUCCACAUGUCGUCAAGGUCUCCUCCAAGGUUAUGGUGGAGAAGCUUCCCUACUUCACGAUCAUUCUGGAGCAGGGAUCCAAGGCUAGGCUUAGGGGACACGGCGGCGCGCCACGGUACUCAGUGGUCUUGAGUGUCAACACCAACCGGCAGCCAAGGAUCAAGCCUACGAGACAGAUUGGAGAGCUUGUGGAUGACGAAGGAAAGGCGCACACGCGCAACUUUCGAGAGGCUUUCUGCGAUCUCCUCGGUGCCAUACAUGACUACGAUGUCCAAGAGGUCAAACGGUUCGCGAGGUCCAUGCUGCGGAUGAGCAGCUACUUCAGAAGUGACGAAGCUGUCCGUGAGAUACUGGCACGUAUGGACCACCGCCAAUACGGAAGCCUGAAGGAUGCUGCGUCCAGACGUCCAAAAGAGUUCCUCCAGUUGGCGAUUCUUUGCCGGUCAAGAUUCCUUUUCAGCAGGGCAUUCUACCCCUUCGUCCGGGAUUCACCUAUGGCUUUCACCAUGGGACUUGUCGAAGAGUACGUUAAAGACCUGCCGAGUGGCUUGCAGUUCUCCGUCAUAUUCGAGGUCGGCAAGUUUAAGUCAACCGCAAAAUCGAUGGAAGCUUGGAGGAAGGCUUGGAAGCAAAUUGAUACUGAUUGGGACCUUGGAUUUCUGAAGCACAUGUAG